GCUCAGAGCUCCAGCUACACGAGCUCUUCACCUCGAUCUCCGUGCGACAAAAUAGUAAUCUUUCAUUUUUUUAACUACCAUGGGCGCGUGCAACUCGUGCGAGGCGACGGCGGUGGCGGCGGUGACGGGAGGCGAGGCGACGGCGGCGAGGGUCGUGCUCGCGGACGGCGAGCUGCAGAGGUUCCCAGGGGGCACCCGGGCGUCGCACGCGCUCAAGGCUGCGGCCGCCGCCGCCGCGGGUGGCGCUGCAGGCGCGUGCUUCCUGUGCAGCGCCGACGGGCUGGAGCUCGGCGGCGCGGUGGCCGCGCUGGCGCCCGACGAGGAGCUGCAGCCCGGGCAGCUCUACUUCGUGCUCCCCGCGGCCAUGCGGCGGCGCCCGCUGCAGGCGGAGGAGAUGGCGGCGCUCGCCAUCCGCGCAAGCGCCGCGCUAGCGGGCGACCACGACGGCCCGCUCGUGUUUCCGGAUUCGGUCCCAGGCGCCGUGAAGGGGUCCCGGCGCCGCUCGCGGAGGACAGCCAGCCUGGGGCGGGACUUCGUGCCGGACCUCGGCUCCAUUAUGGAGUAGCUAGCCGGUUUGCCGUCCGGCGAGGAUCGGCCACCGGGGGGGAGACUUUGACUAAUGCUAAUGUAGCGUAGCUUAGCUGGCCGGCUGUAGGCACUGUACGUUGUAGGGGAGGCAGAAAGACGCGUAGGCACAUUGCACAUUCUGAUCCAAGGGCUGGUGUGUUCGGUUUGAGGA
Messenger RNA from Lolium perenne, 739 nucleotides. RefSeq lists its product as uncharacterized. The record is from RefSeq and is a predicted model, not a curated record. NCBI's taxonomy places the organism in Eukaryota, Viridiplantae, Streptophyta, Magnoliopsida, Poales, Poaceae.